Frankliniella occidentalis (western flower thrips) is the source of this 1349-nucleotide messenger RNA. RefSeq names its product endocuticle structural glycoprotein SgAbd-1-like. Gene Ontology annotation, molecular function: structural constituent of chitin-based larval cuticle. The record is from RefSeq and is a predicted model, not a curated record. Lineage: Eukaryota; Metazoa; Arthropoda; Insecta; Thysanoptera; Thripidae. Gene Ontology annotation, cellular component: chitin-based extracellular matrix. Bases 80 to 823 code for a protein of 247 amino acids. The transcript is spliced from 3 exons.
GCACAGUUCUUCGCUCCAGUUCCAAUCAGGAGCAUCUCCUCUCUUCUCUCUCCUCAACUCCAGAGCUGCAGCAGCCGACAUGAAGUGUCUGGUCGUCGUCUUCAUGGCCGCGGUGGCGGUGUCCGCCGACGUGCGCGACGUGCUGCGUAACUCGCGGCAGGCAGUGCUUCUGCAGCCGCAGCAGCUGGGAGGACUGGGGGGACUCCAGUUCCAGCAGCGACCGCAGCAGGUGCAGCUGCAGCUGCCACAGCCUCUGUUGCUCCGCCAACAGCAGGGCCCCCAGAUCCAGUUCCAGGACCAAUUCCAGCCCCAGCAGCAGGUCUUCCAGCCCCAGCAGCAGGUCUUCCAGCCGCAGCAGCAGGCCUUCCAGCCCCAGCAGCAGGUCUUCCAAGCCCCGCAGCAGGUCUUCCAGGCCCCGCAGCAGGUCUUCCAGCCCCAGCAGCAGAUCCUCCAGCCGCAGCCUGCCUUCCAGUCCGCUCAGCGCAGCGAGCCCUUCUGGCGCAUCCUCAAGCACACCCAGGAGACUGACCCCGCCGGCUUCUACCGCUUCAGCAUCGAGACUGAGAACGGCAUCCGCCACGACGAGGAGGGCACCGUCAAGAACGCUGGCGGCAACAACGAGUCCACGGCCAAGCAGGGCGCCUACUCGUACACCGCCCCCGACGGCACCCCCAUCUCCCUGAACUACGUCGCCGACGAGAACGGAUUCCGCCCCUCCGGCGAGCACCUGCCCACUCCUCCCCCGAUCCCCGAAGCCAUCCUCCGCUCCCUGGAGCAGAACGCCCGCGAAGAAUCCCAGGGCAUCAACUACGAGAAGAAGUAGAACAUCCUCCUCAGGUCUCCAUAAUUAUUUUUUCUGUGAAAAAAUGUUACCCUUGGCUAAAACCGGCAAGCAUCAACUAACUAUUUAAUUGAGCGCUACACCUAGGCCUCUAGUCGUUUUCGUCGCCUUCAUUCUCGAGGGCUCCAAUGAGAUGCAGGGCGCGGCGGCCAAGCACCAGGACCCGCCCAGCGCGACGCUGAUGCGAUCCCGAUAACCAGUUUCCGUGGCCCGUCCCUCAGAGCAGGGUCCCGCCCCGCCCCUCCAAUCCCCUGGUCUAGCUCCUCCGCGCCCAUAAGUUGCCGUGUUCUAUUCACGGCAGGUGACAGAGCAGGUCGGGAGUCAUCGGCGCAUCUCUUGCAAAACUACUGUGAUGUGUGAGUGUGUGUGAGUGUGAAUGUGUUCCUCCCCCCCUCCCCCCUUUUGGCCGUUGUCGGCGUUCUGUCGGCUUUUUGUGCUGUGUGUCCUUAGUGUGAGUGAGAGAGAAAAGAAACCGAUCCAAAUAAAAUAGCCUUCGCCUCCAAAGAGA